AUGGUGCGUGAAGAAGAAGUAGAAGAAGAAGAACAGCGCCCGCGGAAGACGUGUCUCCUGAUCGUCUCCGCCAAGCUCACGUUUCCAGAGACCCGUCUACCUGCUGCCUCCGUGAACGACGUCGCCGACACGGAGGUAGACGGGAAAACAAGUGGAGUUGGCACUCAUCGCCUCACCAGAUUCUCGGAGAACGACCCGGAGUUGGGGGGACCAAUGCGGCGAUACUUCUGCACCAUCGGUUCCAACGUCGCGGGGAACAAGAAGGACCUGCGCAACGACACGCGCACGCUACAGAACGGAUGUGGCAGAAGCGGAAGAGGCAGGUGGACUAUGACCGGUUGCGGCCGAUGCACCAAAGACGUCGUCACCUGCUUCAACAUCGACUCCCCCGACUCCUACAAGAACAAGCUGGUGUGGGAGAGGCCAUAA
This is a messenger RNA of Rhipicephalus sanguineus (brown dog tick), 429 nucleotides long. Its product is annotated as ras-like GTP-binding protein Rho1. Bases 1 to 429 code for a protein of 142 amino acids. The transcript is spliced from 2 exons. The record is from RefSeq and is a predicted model, not a curated record. Lineage: Eukaryota; Metazoa; Arthropoda; Arachnida; Ixodida; Ixodidae.